ACACACCAGCCUGACCCGGCCUCAGUACCACCGUGCCUCUGCCUGCUGACGUGUGUGGCCGCUGACAGCUGCUGACGGAGGUGUCUGUGAUUUAGAGCCACUCUUACACUUGCCGCAGUUCAAAGUUAGCGGCGGGUGGUGGGGAGAGUCACGUGACGGUCCCGCGGGUAUAUAUACCGAGGAGGGAGCUUCCUCUGCCUCUUUUCCACUCUGCGCUACACUAGAACUACACGAUGCCCGAGUCCGCCGCGUACACCAAUGGCUACGCCGAUAAUGCGGGUGCCAAGGAGUUGGAAGACCAGGAGACGUUUCUCUUCACCAGCGAGAGCGUGGGCGAGGGACACCCAGACAAAAUCUGUGAUCAGGUCAGCGAUGCAGUGCUCGAUGCCCACCUCAGUCAGGACCCUGAUGCCAAAGUUGCUUGUGAAACUUGCACCAAGACAGGCAUGAUCCUAAUAUGUGGAGAAAUUACUUCAAAGGCCCAGGUUGACUAUCAAAAGAUUGUGCGUGAUACAGUAAAGAAAAUUGGUUAUGAUGAUUCUGGCAAGGGCUUUGACUACAAGACUUGCAAUGUUCUCCUGGCCCUGGAGCAACAAUGUGUGGAAAUUGCUAAUGGGGUACACGUUGGGAGGAGCGACGACGACAUUGGGGCAGGCGAUCAGGGAUUAAUGUUUGGGUAUGCUACUGACGAGACUGAUGUGUGCAUGCCUCUAACUGUUGUGCUUGCACAUCGUCUGAAUCAAAAAAUUGCAGAGCUGCGAAGAGAUGGAACAUUCUGGUGGGCACGACCUGAUAGCAAAACUCAAGUCACCUGCGAAUACACCUUCGAUCAAGGAGCUGCCAUUCCACAAAGAGUACAUACAAUCGUUGCUUCUGUACAACAUUCGGAAAAGAUUUCUGUAGAAGCUCUGCGUGAAGAAAUUAUGGAAAAGGCCAUCAAAGCAGUUAUUCCUGAAAAAUAUCUUGAUGCUGAUACAAAAUACCAUAUUAAUCCUUGUGGAGAGUUCAUUAUGGGUGGACCUCAAGGUGAUGCUGGGCUAACUGGUAGGAAAAUUAUUGUAGACACAUACGGUGGUUGGGGAGCUCAUGGUGGUGGUGCCUUCUCUGGUAAAGACUACACAAAGGUGGAUCGCUCUGCUGCCUAUGCUGCCCGAUGGGUUGCCAAGUCUUUGGUGAAGAACGACAUUUGCAGGCGUUGUUUGGUGCAGGUAUCUUAUGCCAUCGGUGUUGCCGAGCCAGUUAGUAUCAGUAUUUUCCACUAUGGCACCUCACAGUACACUUCAAAACAGCUACUGAAGAUUGUUAACCACAACUUUGAUCUACGGCCAGGACGCAUUGUCAAGGAGCUUGGACUGAAGAGGCCCAUCUACAGUGAAACUUCAUGUUAUGGACAUUUUGGACGUGAGCAAUUUCCAUGGGAGAAGCCCAAGACCUUGAUCAUUCCAAAGCUUUAAAUUUGAGGUCCCAACGUUCAUUCUUAACGGGACCCAAUUAGCCAAUUCUGCCAAGUUGAAUUAUUUACCUUGACAGAAUUGGCUAGAGAUUCAUAGAAUUAGGAAAACUGUCAGUCUGCUUGUAUUUAAUCUUUUUGCUUCAUUUUGUGAUAGCGCUCCUGUUGUGUCGGGCAAGCACUCGGGCUUGUGUUCUGGUGCACUCGGGCAUGUGUGUUCUUGUGCAUCCUGGUGGUGAAUUUUGGUGCUUGAUCAGGGGUGCCUAGUGCGACACCUGACCUGUACCAGCCCUGACCAUGAGGACCCCUGCGAGGCGACCACAGUUUUAGGUUGGUACAAAUGAUGGCUCUGAGCUUAGCUACAUCCCUUGUUUGUACUAGACUUGAAGCUGCAAAUGUGUAGGAAGAGCAAGAUUUCCUCUAGAGUUUUUUAUAUAAGAUCUACGCAUUUGUGUUGUGUUUACGAAAAUUCUAAUGGAAAAGAGCAUUUCCUUAAACACUCCGGCCACCUUCCUGGGAGAUUGAAGAAUAACAACUGCCACAUUCCUCAUGUGUUGGGUUAUUUUAGAUUUUAAUUUUUCAGAUUCUUUUAAGUAUGUAUGAUGUACAUUGUAUUUAUUAUGAUCAUGCUAGUGUAUACAACACAACUUGUAUCAUGGCUAAUAAAAGUGAGUCGAUUGA
Molecule: messenger RNA, 2131 nt
Organism: Procambarus clarkii (red swamp crayfish)
Lineage: Eukaryota; Metazoa; Arthropoda; Malacostraca; Decapoda; Cambaridae
Product: S-adenosylmethionine synthase
Biological process (GO): S-adenosylmethionine biosynthetic process
Cellular component (GO): cytosol
Molecular function (GO): methionine adenosyltransferase activity; ATP binding
Source: RefSeq, a predicted model, not a curated record